Messenger RNA from Lotus japonicus, 2495 nucleotides. RefSeq lists its product as uncharacterized. The record is from RefSeq and is a predicted model, not a curated record. Bases 333 to 2153 code for a protein of 606 amino acids. Lineage: Eukaryota; Viridiplantae; Streptophyta; Magnoliopsida; Fabales; Fabaceae. The transcript has 10 exons.
CAACAUCAACUUAGUUGGUACUCAAAAACAACUGGAUCACUUUUUUUCUGGGAGGAGGCAAGAAGCUUGACAUCCUCGUCGUUUUGCUUCUUCUGCUUCUUCCGUGCUCUUUUCUUACUGUCUUUCACUCUGUUCGAGAUUCAUAGUAACACACAAAACUAAUAAUAUAUAUACAAAACUACAAACCAUUCAUUUUUUUGCAGAAGAAGCUAGCAUUUUUCUCUCCCUCUAGUUUUUUCUUUCAAUUUUCCCGCUCAGAAUCCUUAGUUUUCUUCUCUAUCAUUGCAUUGUAUUCUUUCUCGUUUUCUGAGAAAGUAGAAGAAGAAUAACAGAUGAAUGGCAGAGCACGCACCACUCUUCACUCAAUGAAACCUCCUUUGAAUGACACCAAAGGGAAGAUGGAAGGUGGAGGAAACAGAACAAUGGCUGGGGGGCGUCGAUCCAAUCGAGAAAGGAAGAUGGCUUUGCUACAAGAUGUGGAUAAGUUGAAGAGGAAGCUCAGACAUGAAGAGAAUGUACAUAGAGCCUUAGAAAGAGCAUUCACAAGACCUCUGGGAUCCCUACCUCGUCUUCCUCCUUAUCUUCCUCCAUAUACAUUGGAGCUUCUAGCUGAAGUAGCAGUGUUGGAGGAGGAAGUGGUUAGACUUGAAGAGCAGGUUGUGAAUUUUAGACAAGGUUUAUAUCAGGAAGCAGUGUACAUUUCCACAAAAAGGAAUGCAGAGAAUUUGAGUGACCCUAUUGACCAAACCCCUAUUAGGAGUUCCAAGCACCAGAGAUCAAAAUCCAUGUCCCAAAGUGAGUUUAAUUCAACUAUGAUAACAACAAGGUUGCCUCAGCCUUCUCUAGCCAGAAGUGCUUCCAGCAGAAAGCUGUUAUUCUCCUCUGAUACUGUCACUGAUCAAACUGCUGGGAAGCUAGCUCAUGGGAAGCAAUUGCACAGAAAGCAAGAUUCAUUCUCUUCUAUCCCAGAAGAGGGAAGGGGAAAGGAGAAUAGGUCAUCUAGCAACUUAGUGAAAGAUAAGCAAUCUCCAGAAAAGAAACUGGGUAAAAUCAUUACUCCAGUAAAGAGGUCUCCAUUCAAACAAGAAUCAGCUGAGAAGAGCUUGGAUCACUUGAAGUUGCAGUUGGAUUGGAGAUUAUCAGAGCAGGAAAGGGCACAGACUUCAUCAAGUUCAUCAGAUGAUAAAGUGUCAGAAGUUGAUAGCACGCCCAAUAGAGUUUCAGAGGAUCUUGUGAAAUGCUUGUCUAGCAUAUUCAUGAGAAUUAGCACAUCCAAGGACAAAUUUGGGGAAUCUAAGACGCCUUCGCGCUUCAUAUCAGCAUUGAACCAAUGCAGCAAGGAAAAGGAUCAGUUCUGUGAUCCUUAUGGUAUCUGUUCAGAAUCUAAAACAAGAGAAGUUGGCCCUUAUAAGAAUGUAUGUGAAGUUAAAGCCGCCACGGUUGAUUUCAACAGAACAACAAAUGCAGUGUUUCUAAUCCACAGAUUAAAGUUCCUACUUGGGAAACUUGCCUCUUUAAAUUUGAAGGGCCUUAAUCAUCAGGAAAAACUUGCAUUCUGGAUAAACACUUAUAAUUCCUGCAUGCUAAAUGCAUAUCUAGAACAAGGCAUACCUGAGAGUCCUGAAAUGGUUGUAGCACUAAUGCAAAAGGCAAUGAUAGUAGUGGGGGGCCAGUUGCUCAAUGCAAUUACAAUAGAGCAUUUUAUCUUGAGACUUCCUUAUCAUCUGAAGUUUACAUGUCCAAAAGCUGCAAAAAAUGAAGAGGUGAAAGCACGAAGCAUAUUUGGCCUGGAAUGGUCUGAGCCUUUAGUAACAUUUGCACUUUCCUGUGGAAGCUGGUCUUCACCUGCAGUGAGAGUGUACACAGCAUCAAAAGUUGAUGAUGAGUUAGAAGCAGCAAAGAGAGACUAUUUACAGGCUUCAGUUGGCAUUACAGAAACAAACAAGUUAAUAAUCCCCAAGUUACUGGACUGGUAUUUACUAGACUUUGCAAAGGACCUGGAUUCUUUAUUAGACUGGAUCUGCCUCCAACUACCUGACCAAAUAAGAAACCAAGCAGUUAAAUGCCUUCAAGAAAGAGGAACAGACUCGGUUUCACAGAGGGUACAAAUGAUGCCCUAUGAUUUCAGUUUCCGGUUGCUUUUACACCAAUAAUUGCGUCUUUGGAAAUCCUUCCACAAUUGAUUAAAAAUGCAUAAUCAAUUAUAGGGAGAAUCUAUUAUAGGGAGAAUCUUCUGUGAGUAACUUUUAGAUUUCAAAAUUGACACUGUAGAAAGAGAAAUCGAUUCAAACAUGUUACAAGUCGUCGUGAGUGGAGGGUUCUGAACUUUGGUGUGGUGGGUUCUUUUGUUUUUUUGUACAUGGGAUAGUUCACAGAGAAAGUACAUAAUUCAAAGCAUGUAUUGUUUUCAUUUGGGAAUGGUUUAGGACUUUUGGGGUUCUGCAAUUCGGUCAAUAUUGCUGAUAAGUUAUGGUUUUAGAAAAUAUACUGAGAAA